GAGCGUGGGUGCAUCCGCGCGAACCAGCCCUCCGUGCGGGAGGAAGGGAGGACAGACGGUGAUGAGCCGGACCAGGCGGGGGGCUGGGACUAGGCCGGGAAGCGAGGAGCGCGGUGCCUGGUCUCCCCAGCUCUACCUGACGGGGCUGCCAUUCACCCAGUGGGGCUGGAAGGUGGCUGGGCUGGGAACGGGGAAUCCAGGUCCCCGAGGGGCAAUGCCUGACGCCUGCCUGGGGAGAGAGGAAGCUGAGCACAUGUAAAUAGGAGGCUUCGUUUCCUCCUUUAUUUCUUUUGCUCCGAGAGGACGUUUUUGGUAGCCCAGUGUCAGGAAUUCUAUCUCCGGCUCCGCAGUGGUUCGCUCCCCAGUCCCGCGGUGACCAGUAGCCUCCGGGUCUCGGAGCCCAACCUGGACCAGAGAAGCUUCCCGAGGCCAUGCUGACGCUCCGGGCGCUCCUGGGGGGCCAGGGGGCCAGUCGCAGCCCAUGGAGAUGCCGUUCAAUUCCGAAUCCCACGACCACCAGCUGCUGUCAGAUGGUGAGACCAAGACCAAGACUGGAGAGCUGGCUUCAGAGGAAGGAAUCACAGCAGAAACUGAACCAUUGACUGAAGAGUCUGACAGCCCCAGAGACGAUGUUCUCCAGGAUUCUGAAUGCAGAGAAUUCCAUGAAUUGGGGGAUACAUUAAAUGAAAAGGAGAAGAACCGCUUUAAAAGAAGACAACAUAACUGUGAUGAAUGUGGGCAAAGCUUUGCUUGGAGUACAGGCCUCAUUAGGCAUCAAAGAAGCCAUUGGGAGAAACCCUAUGAAUGUGGUAAGUGUGGGAAGGCCUUUAGUGUGAGCUCAGCUCUGGUUCUGCAUCAAAGAAUUCAUACUGGGGAGAAACCCUAUCCUUGUCAUUGGUGUAUUAAAAGUUUCAGUCGGAGCUCAGACCUUAUUAAACAUCAAAGAGUCCACACUGGUGAAAAACCCUAUAAAUGUGAUGAAUGUGGGAAAGCCUUCAGUCAGAGCUCAGAUCUCAUUAUACAUCAGAGAAUCCACACAGGAGAAAAACCCUAUCAGUGCAGCCACUGUCGUAAAAGUUUUAGUCAGCGCUCAGACCUGGUGAAACACCUGAGAAUCCAUACUGGAGAGAAGCCUUAUACAUGUAACCAGUGUAACAAACAUUUUAGUCAGAGUUCUGAUGUUAUAAAACAUCAAAGAGUCCACACUGGUGAAAAACCAUAUAAAUGUGAUGUGUGUGGGAAAGCCUUCAGUCAGAGCUCUGACCUUAUUCUGCAUCAGAGAAUCCAUACUGGGGAGAAACCAUAUCCAUGUGAUCAGUGUAGCAAAAGUUUCAGUCAGAACUCAGACCUUAUUAAACAUCGAAGGAUCCACACUGGAGAGAAACCCUAUAAAUGUAAUGAAUGUGGGAAGGCUUUUAAUCAGAGUUCAGUCCUUAUUCUGCAUCAGAGAAUCCACACUGGAGAGAAACCCUAUCCGUGUACUCAUUGUAGCAAAACGUUCAGCAGACUUUCAGAUCUUAUUAAUCAUCAGCGAAUUCACACUGGAGAGAAGCCUUACCCAUGUGACCAGUGCAGUAAAAUGUUUAGUCGAAGAUCAGAUCUUGUGAAGCAUCAUAGGAUUCAUACGGGUGAGAAACCAUAUGAAUGUGAUGAAUGUGGGAAAACCUUCAGUCAGAGCUCCAACCUUAUUCUACAUCAGAGAAUCCACACAGGAGAGAAACCCUAUCCGUGCAGUAAUUGUUCUAAAAGCUUUAGUCGUCGUUCAGACCUUGUUAAACAUCAAAGAAUCCACACUGGAGAGAAACCAUAUGCAUGUAAUCAGUGCAAUAAAAGUUUUAGUCAAAGCUCGGACCUCACUAAACAUCAGAGAGUGCACUCUGGGGAGAAGCCCUAUCAUUGCAACAGUUGUGAGAAAGCCUUCAGUCAGAGUUCUGACCUUAUUCUUCAUCAGAGAAUUCACACUGGAGAAAAACCAUACCCAUGCACACAGUGCAGCAAAAGUUUCAGUCAGAACUCGGACCUUAUCAAACACCAGAGAACCCACACCGGGGAGAAACCAUACAAAUGUAAUGAGUGUGGGAAAGCCUUUAGUCAGUGCUCAGCUCUGAGCCUACAUCUGAGGAUCCACACUGGGGAGAAACCGUAUUGGUGUGAUCAGUGUGGCAAAAGCUUUAGUCGGAGCUCUGAUCUCAUUAACCAUCAAAGAAUCCACAAUGGUGAAAAGCCAUAUAGAUGUGAUACAUUUGGAAAGCCUUUGGCACAUGCACUGAUGUUACUGAACAUCAGAGAAUCCACACUGGGGAGGGACCCCACCCAUGUAUUCAGUGCAGCAGUUGUUUUACCCAAAUCUCUGAACUUAUUGAUCAUGAGAAAGUCCAUUCUGGCCAAGACAAUCUAAUUGUGACGAAUGUGAGAAAACCUUUAGUGUACACACCAACUUUAUUCAGUACCAGAGACACUAUACUGGAAAAAAGUUUAUGAAU
Myotis davidii is the source of this 2483-nucleotide messenger RNA. RefSeq names its product zinc finger protein 271. Gene Ontology annotation, molecular function: DNA-binding transcription activator activity, RNA polymerase II-specific; RNA polymerase II cis-regulatory region sequence-specific DNA binding. Gene Ontology annotation, biological process: regulation of transcription by RNA polymerase II. NCBI's taxonomy places the organism in Eukaryota, Metazoa, Chordata, Mammalia, Chiroptera, Vespertilionidae. Gene Ontology annotation, cellular component: nucleus. The record is from RefSeq and is a predicted model, not a curated record.